UCGCCCACUUACGCUCCGAACGGAUUCUCCAAGAGUUGACCGAGACACACCGCCACCAUGGCACCACCAUGCGCGAGGCCCUAACGUGAGCACCUCCGCCUACGCGUUCACCGGAGAACGGCCGCCGCAGCCACUAUGGUCGCCCUCGGCGUCACCGACCACUUCCAUCAACCACCUCCCAAAUCUCUCGUCGGCGUAAGAGCAGGGACGACGCCAAAGCCCUCGCCUUUUCAUAUCUUACCCCCGCACGGUCCGUUCUUCGCUGGGUGGUCUGUUUCGGGCGUGGCUGACGCCGUGAGGCACCAUCCCUUGCCGCUCGUCUUCGCCCUCUUACUCUUGGUCUUCAUGGGCGUGGAGUACACCAUCCCCAUGGUCGCAUCGGCUUCCCCGCCGCUGGACUUGGGAUUCGUCGUCACAAAGCCGCUCCAUGAUGCGCUCGCCGUCGCUCCCGCGCUCAACACUGCGCUCGCAGCCCUAAACACGGUAUUCGUGGGCAUGCAGAUUUUCUACAUACUAUGGACCUUCCUGGUGGAGGCAAGGCCACGCCCAACCAUUGCAGCUCUGUUCAUGUUCCCUUGCAGAGGAAUACUAGGUUGCUGCACCCAGCUUCCACUGCCUCAGGAGUUCCUAGGUUCAGGCGCAGACUUCCCUGUUGGCAAUGUCUCCUUCUUCCUCUUUUUCUCCGGCCAUGUUGCCGGAGCAGUGAUUGCCUCGUUGGACAUGAGGCGGGCUCGGCGCCAGAAGAUGGCAUGGGUCUUUGACACUCUUAAUCUGUUGCAAAGCAUUCGGCUGCUCGCCUCGAGAGGCCAUUACACCAUCGACUUGGCUGUCGGUGUCGGUGCUGGCUUCGUCGCCGACGUGCUCGCCGGAAUGUAUGAGGAAAUCAUGUGGAAGCGCGACAGGCAGCGACCGUGCUGCAGUUGCGGGUGCAGUUGUAGCAGCCCUUGACAUGCUUGCAGUGUGAUGGUGAUGAUCUCCUCACAACUCAACCUUUUUCUCCUUUAUUGGGUAAAAGACAUAGCCUUGUUUAUUCAUUGAUUUGGGUUCUUUGACUUAAUAUUUGCAAUUAGUUUUCUCAAAAGGAAGAUUUGUUGGUAAAUUUUAAAAUCUUCAA
Zingiber officinale is the source of this 1114-nucleotide messenger RNA. RefSeq names its product phosphatidylcholine:diacylglycerol cholinephosphotransferase 1-like. The transcript has 3 exons. The record is from RefSeq and is a predicted model, not a curated record. Gene Ontology annotation, molecular function: diacylglycerol cholinephosphotransferase activity. Bases 136 to 948 code for a protein of 270 amino acids. Lineage: Eukaryota; Viridiplantae; Streptophyta; Magnoliopsida; Zingiberales; Zingiberaceae.